Messenger RNA from Williopsis jadinii, 806 nucleotides. RefSeq names its product Cms1p (gene CMS1). Bases 43 to 753 code for a protein of 236 amino acids. The record is from RefSeq and is a predicted model, not a curated record. NCBI's taxonomy places the organism in Eukaryota, Fungi, Ascomycota, Saccharomycetes, Phaffomycetales, Wickerhamomycetaceae. The transcript has a single exon.
GCUCGAUGAAGUAGCUCUGUGUAUCGCAUUAUCUGAUCAAGAAUGAGUAAAGUGGAGAACCCUGAUGACCUUAACGAUGGGCUUGAUUAUCAAGUAGAUUCUGAGGAAGAAGUUGCAGCCUUCGAGGUCCAAGAGGGCGAAACCGAAGAUGAAAUAGUACCACAAGAGACUCAAUCAACUAGUGGUGCUGGUAAGAAGCGUAAGAAGCCAGCCACCGACAAGCUGAAAGAGAAGAAGAAGAUCAAGAUGGAGCAAGACAUCCAGAAGAAAAAGCAACUGGCACUCUCUGAUUCCAACGAGUUGGCUCAGUUCUUUACGCAGGUACUGUUGCAGCAGAACAACGAUGCGACACAGUUGGACUAUUUCAAGAAGUCUGACUUUGUCGACGCUUCCAAGUACAAGGAAAAGAGAAAUCUGGACAACUUCAAAGACUUUACAGAUAAGUACAACAAGGGCUUAACGAUAAUACUGGCGAUAAACCGUGUUAGAAUUGGUGAUUUGUUCAAGGCACUGGGACCCAAGUCAAAAGCGUUGAAAGUCGGCAAAGGUUACGAGUUCAAGAUGAGAGAAGAUACCAAGUAUAUUAUUGGUACUGUGGAGAGAGUAUUGAACUUGGAUUUGACAGAACAUCCUGUUAAAUCAAUCAUCAUCGAUGCCUCAUACCAAGAUCAAAAGACCCAUAGUGUUCUCGACGAAUCCAAGUUGACAACUCUUUUGAAGAAGUUCCAGGGUAUUAAAACUAUCCUUUACUGAUAUAUUUGUAUAUAUAUAUAAGCUAUCCCAUUGAGUCAUCCUUCUCCCAUCGC